This is a messenger RNA of Daldinia loculata, 979 nucleotides long. RefSeq lists its product as uncharacterized. The coding region runs from base 332 to 979 and encodes 215 amino acids. NCBI's taxonomy places the organism in Eukaryota, Fungi, Ascomycota, Sordariomycetes, Xylariales, Hypoxylaceae. The record is from RefSeq and is a predicted model, not a curated record. The transcript is spliced from 2 exons.
CUUUAAUUCACUCACUCAAGUGUCGUCAAUCCCUGUGAUUAAACCGAUUAAACCUUCAAUGACUUAAUCUUUACAACUCCAACCUGUCUAGGUAUUUGGUAUUUUCCAAAGUCCACACUCAUAUCUCAUUGUACAACACCAAACGACUAAGCCUUGGUUGCUCUUUAUUUUUCAUAACCCCAAACCCUAGUAAUCUGUGAAAUCAAAACCUAGGUUAGGUACUUAGUUCAGCAGUACAUCCACCACUCAGCUCAUCGCUUAUAAGAGAAAAGGAUCACGAAUCACUAGACCAGAGGCAAAGAUCUUAAUAAGAUCAUCUACCUCUGUCAAAAUGGCCUUACCAAGCCCAGAGACCCAAGCAAAAGUAGCCAGCGAAGCCGCCCAAUCCUUCAUAGAACACUUCUACGAAUCCCUCAGCAAGCGACGCCCCCUCGGCCAAUUCUACGCCUCAACCUCCGCCCGCCUAACCGCCGCGGGCGUCAACCCCGACAUCAGCAUAAACGGGCUCUUCGUCCCCGACGUAUCCGCCUACGAGGCCUUGCUAGAAACGCAAGGCGGCCCCGUAUUCUACGACAUCGCGUCCUUCGACGCGCACCCCGUGAACCCGUGCUUCCGGAUCGGCGAGCCGGAACCAGCCGGCGCGGGCGCGGGAGCGGGAGCAGCCCGCGACGCUACUGCCGCUGCGGCCGUGCGGAACGGCGAUAGGCUGAGCUUCGCGGUCCAGGUUACUGGCGUGGUGAGGUAUGGGCGGGGGCACGGGGAUGGGAAGGCCGGGGAUGCGGUGGCUGUGGGGGGAGGGGGAGGGGGAGGGGGAGGAGUUGGAGGAGGGGAUAAUAGCGGCAAGGACGACAACGAGCCCCUCGAGAAGCCGUUUAACGAGGCGUUUCUGCUGGUGCCGCAUUGGGAGGCUUGGGGGAGGAAUGCGUCGCGCGGGCUGAGGAAGUGGGUUAUUGUUAGUCAGAACUUUCGCGCUCUGUGA